Messenger RNA from Zerene cesonia (dogface butterfly), 5916 nucleotides. RefSeq names its product 1-phosphatidylinositol 4,5-bisphosphate phosphodiesterase epsilon-1-like. The record is from RefSeq and is a predicted model, not a curated record. Lineage: Eukaryota; Metazoa; Arthropoda; Insecta; Lepidoptera; Pieridae. The transcript has 42 exons. Gene Ontology annotation, biological process: lipid metabolic process; small GTPase-mediated signal transduction; phosphatidylinositol-mediated signaling. Bases 290 to 5770 code for a protein of 1826 amino acids. Gene Ontology annotation, molecular function: guanyl-nucleotide exchange factor activity; phosphatidylinositol-4,5-bisphosphate phospholipase C activity.
AGUCGAUGUGCACGCUCCGUAGCGGGCGGGUGUGUGACCAAGAGAUAAUUCUUACGGAGACUUAAUGUGAAAUAUUAACUAUGAAUUAAUUGGUGUUGUGUGUUAUAAUAUUGAUGCCAAAACGGAGGAAUGCGCGUGUGAAACAAGUUCAUAAAUUCGACGCGAGAUGGCGCUUUUAUAAAUUUUUUUUUUUACCGGUAGAUGGCGCUAAUCCCAAUGUGACUCGUUGAAAGUGAAUUAGUGUUAUGUAGUGUAGUGUUUAGUGUUAAUAAUAAGUGAAGUGUGUGAAAUGCGAGACGGGUCCAAACCAGGCCCCAGUGGAGGCUUGUCGGGGCAUGGUUUCGAUACUGAAUUUGAAGGUGCUCCAGGCAUUGAAGACAGUUAUGAAGAAUUAGCUUCGCUGAAAACUCUGCUGCACUUCCCAGAAGAAGUGGCUUUGAGAUUAACAGACACGGAAUAUAAACUCUUCUAUCAAGUACCACCAAUAGACUACCUGCGCCAGGUGACCCUGGAUCUUGGUGGCGAGGGGGUGCUGGGUACGGUCAGCGAACGGCACAUGAUACGUCGACCGCCGGCGACUCACACGCCACAGGCUAAGAGCAGCGUGAGAUCCCUUAUACGGAGAUUUAACGAGGUCUCCGCGUGGGUGACGGACCUGGUGCUGUCUCCGUCAUCGCUAGAAGACAAGAAGGUGGUUCUUACUUGUGUGCUGAGGAUCGCCCUUACCUGCUGGAACAUUGGCAAUUUCAACGGAGCCAUGGAAGUUGUGGCUGGAUUAAAGUCUCACAAACUGAAGCCAUUCUGGCUGACCAUAUCUGAUGAACCGUUACCAGCGUUGGACUUUCUCUCCGCUGCUCUGCUGUCAGCGGAGUACGAGAGAGCACUCAGUCGAGCGCUGGCCAUGCCGGAGUGCCGGCUGAUACCGUUCUUUGGUGCUUUCUUACGGGAGCUGAGAGAAAUCCUGGCUGCUACACCUUCACUCACCACACAUUCGGUGGCUGCGACGCCGACACAUCGUCGAGACUUCAAAAGGGAAUCUACAAAAGAUGAUAGGGGGUCGCUGAAGAAGGACAGCAGACGAGAAAGCAAGAGAUCAGACACGAGCCCGUUAAAAGACAGCUGCAAAAGGGACCCCAGGAAUGAACCGACACGACAAGUGUACAUUGCAUCGUUUGAUGAUGAAGGGGAACAAGCCUUCCGUCGGGUCGGCCCCGAGGGUCUGGUGAACCUCGAGAAGGUGUACCGGACGCAGGCUGUGAUGGACCACAUAGCGAGCUUCCACCAGCACAGGCAUGCUCUGGCAAGGACCAGCACGCCGGUGUUCGGUGAUUAUUUAAGAACAGUGAUCUCCACCUGCGAGCAGCCCGUCUUCUCUCCCCCCACACACAAAGGAGCCACAUUCGAAAACGAAGCGUUGUAUGAACUAGAGGGUGGUGGGUAUAGCCCCGUGCAGCCACUGCCUCACGACCACGCGGUCACUAUGUUCCCCCUCGCGCCGCAGAACGGGGAUCGAGUGGAUAGACAUGUCCUGCAGAUAAUGCACCACGGCACGGCGUGUAUAGUGGGUGAGGCGGAGUGGGGUGGGGGUUUCGUGCAUCUCCGGCUGGAGCGCGCAUGCGCGCUGCUCGCCUGGUGUCGCACCGCGCACAGGCCGCAUGCGCACUGCGGCGAAACCCCAUCAGAAAGUGUCCAGCAGCCAGAAGUAAGUUUAUCAUACAACCCAGAGGAAGUCAUACCAUUGAAGUAUUCUGGUAAUCUGGUGCAUGAGACAGAAGCAGGAGUGGUUGGUGAGGAGGGCUUCAUCGACCUCCAGUGCGUGAAGGACAUGCGUCUGGGCGGUAAGCUGUUAGAGCCUAAGGACAUAGCGGAGCUGGUGGCUUGCGCUAAGAGGCAUGGCCUUGAAACCUGUAGCCAAAGGGCCCAUGUCAUAUCCUUGGUGUAUGGGAAGACCUUGAGUGAUAACAGGAUUGUCCAUUUUUUGUUGCCUCCAUACUCUUAUAGAGUAUGGGCUGUCGGUUUGCAUUCUGUGAUCAAAGCUUUAAUAAGCCAGACAAAGCUGGCUGACAGAAGUUUAGCCUGGCUGAAGAAUAAAUACACAGCUCUGUACUAUGAGGACGGGUGUUGCUGCGAGCCACUGGUGUCUGACGCUAUCCGGAUAUUCGGUGGCCGAGAAUCCAUAUACGGCAGUUCCUGUCACUCCACUCCAAUCAAAUAUGCGGAGACCGAGUCCAGUAAAAGUGGUGUGAAAUUCAAGAAAAACCGGUCCACUUCAGAGCUGAAGGGUUCUCCAAGAAGUUAUAGCACUUCUGGGACUAGAAGUGAGGAAGAGACCUAUACUUCGCCUAGACAUAGCUCUUACUCAGCAGCAUCCAGCCAUCACACAUCAUGUGGGCCGCGCCACAGCAGCCUCACAGCCACCAGCAUUACUUCCAACUCGCCUAACAGGAGUAGUUUAAGAAGAUUGGAAACGAGUGAGCGAUUUUGGGAGAACAUGAAACAUCUGAGGACGGGCUCCGUUGGAUACGAAACACAACUCGAUUUCAUGGAUUUUGUCGCGCUUUUCAGGAGUUUUAGCCUAGUGAUGCGCAGCGAGCUCCGUGGCGUGUUCGAGCAGCUGGCGGUGCCGCGCACGCGCGCCGCGCUGCUGGCGGCGGAGCGCAGCCGCAGCUCGCCCGAGCUGUUCGCACGCAACGCCUACCGCACUGGUCUUCUAACAAGGAACGGAUCGCUAGACCUAGAGCCGCCUAGCGACAAAGCCAGUCGAAAGAAAGCUUUCGACGUCUUGGCAGCCGCUGCGUUACCAGGUGCAAACGCAGACUUAAGUGGUAGAGUGUUAUCAUUACCAACGCUGGGGAAGUUCUGCGAAACGAGACAAAGUGAGCCGAAAACUGAACAGCAACUAAAGGAUAUUAUUCAGAGGCACGAACCAGACCCUACGCUGAGGUCUGAAAACUGCCUGUCUUUCGAGGGCUUCGUCCGAUUUCUAUCAGACAAAGACAAUUACGCGUUUGUACCAGAACAACGGAGAGUUGGCAACUUUAUGGGGAAACCACCAGACGAGGAUCAAACGAGGGAUCUGAUCAAGGAAAUGUCAGGUCCCCUGAGUCAGUACUACAUCGCGAGCAGUCACAACACUUACUUGACCGGACACCAACUCAAGGGGGAGUCGUCUGUCGAGUUGUAUAGUCAGGUACUGCUCACGGGCUGCAGAUGUGUGGAACUCGACUGCUGGGACGGGGACGACGGCAACCCAGUCAUUUAUCAUGGGCACACGUUCACCACGAAAAUACCGUUUCGGAGAGUGGUUGAAACAAUUGCCAGGAGUGCGUUCGUCACAUCACCGUACCCCCUUAUAUUGAGUAUAGAAAAUCAUUGCAGUUUACCGCAACAGCAGGUGAUGGCAAGCACAUUUGAGGCAGUGUUUGGAGACCAAUUGGUAACAACAUUUCUGUUUGAUGUUGAUUAUACGGACGAGCCGAGACUGCCCAGCCCGGAACAACUGAAAUUCAAGGUGCUGAUAAAAAAUAAGAAGUUAUUGCCAGUGGAGUCGAGUCCGACUGUCGGAUUAACUGGUGCGACGUCCGUCCAAGGUGGAGCGCUAUCCUCCACAUUCAGGGCUAACGGCCUACGGCAGACCAGUGCGUCACUGCCGGAAGCAUCCAACCGGAACAGCUCGAUAAUGUCCAACCAAUCGGCUGGAUCCUCCAUCACCGAGUAUCUGUCUGAUGAGGAUUAUGAUGAAGAUGAUGAAUUCGAAGAAAAAGAAUUACACAAGAUACUUAACGCAAUGGAAGACAAGGCUGGUCGGACGUCCCUCUCCCUCUACCAGAGCUUCCGUAGGAGCGAGGGGGACGGCGACACCACCGGCAGCAUGAAACACGCCGCGAACAGGAAACGAAGCAACCAAAUUGCGAGGGAACUUAGCGAUAUGGUCACUUAUGUCCAAGCGAUCAAAUUCCGCGGCCUCAGCCCGCUUUCGCCUCGCAGUUCAGUGAAACAGCCGAGCGCGGUGAAGGAGACAGCACCCGCCUGCAGUAGCUUCGAAUCCUCCGAGAGUAGCGACAGUGCUGGCACGGUGGGGCUCCGCAUAGACUCGUCGAACUUCGACCCAGUGCUGUUCUGGUCGUGCGGCGUCCAACUGGUCGCGCUGAACUACCAAACGGAAGAUGCGGCGAUGGCGGUGAAUGCGGCUAUGUUUGAGAGCAAUGGCUGCCUCGGGUACGUUCGUCGACCGAGGGUCAUGUGGGAUCCGGCGCAUAUAGCGUAUCGACGUUUCAACCCCAUGGACAAGGAGUUCGAUGGCAUUCACGCCGCCCACCUAACACUGGCCGUGAUCUCUGGCCAAUACGUCGCGGAGAAUGUGUACUCCUUCUACAACGCGUACGUGGAGGUGGAAGUGCUCGGAGUCCCGGCUGAUUGCAGGAAGAUUAAGACCAAGGUGGCCAGGCGAAACGCUCUGAAUCCCAUCUGGAACGAGACGUUUAAUUUUAAGGUGAACUUCCCAGAGCUGGCGUUCAUCAGAUUCGAAGUGUAUGACGCGGAUACAAACUAUAUGCUCUCGCAACGUGUGAUACCGCUCCUUUGCUUGCGGCCCGGGUACAGGCAUGUGCGCUUGCGCUCCCCAACCAACCAGCCGCUGAACAUGGCGUCCCUACUCAUAUUUUCGCGCUGCACCGAAGAGCUGGCGGGCGAGUGUUGCCGCGCGGACAUCGAACCCACUUCCCCCGCGCAGCGGAGAAAGAUACACUUCGUGGUCGUGCACGCGGUGCUUAUGAGCGAGCCGUAUUCGAUAUUGAAGGUCACGCAUGACACUACGGCUAAUGAGGCGAUAGCGCAAUGCCUAACGAAGGCGGGCGUGUGCCGCACCGCGCGGGGCAGCUACGUGCUGGUGGAGGAGGUGCCGUCGCGCGCGCCCACGCAGCGCGUGCUGGCGCCGCACGAGCGCGUGCUCGGCGUGACGUCACGCGCCGGCGCGCGGCUGCUGCUCAAGCGGGUGGGGGACGACCCGAGCAGUAGGGCGUGGCUGACUAGUAUACGGUCGACAUCAGAAAAGGCCCAAUCCCUGCCUUCCGACGAAGAAUCACAGGAGGAAGCGAGGAAACCAGCGGACAGCUUCCUGGUUUGCGUCCACAACGUGUGCCAUGAAAUACCCUACGCUAUACUUAAGGUCCCCCUUGCAGCUACUGCCUCUUAUGUUAUUUAUCAAGCGUUAACUAAGGCGAGGUGUACUGAUGACCCUAAAAGAUUUGUACUAGUAGAAGAACUAGAAUGGGGUGGUCGGGCGAACUCCGGGCCCCAGCAAAGGGCCCUCGCUGAUGAUGAAAUUGUGUACACUGCACAGGCGAACUGGAAGACCCUCGGGCGCUUCGUGCUACAAGAGCGAGGCGCUCCGCCCGCGCGGCACCGCGCCGCCUUCGCGCGGAUUCAGCGCGGGCUCAGCAUUACGCGGGGCGCUAUAGCUGGAACAACAGGGUUCCCCCUCGUCAGCAGUAUGACGUCACACGAGGGGGUCGAAAAGACACCCGUACAGACGGCGUACAGUGACCCCACACACUGUCGGAGAGUUUCAGCAAACCCAUUGAGCAAAGGCAUCGGUCGGUCCAAAGGUCACUCGGACAGAGAUAUUAGGUUUCUCCAGAAGAGGUCUGGGUCUAGGGAUGUACAGUCAGAGGGAGAGCCAGGUGGUUCCCUGGGUGCGGAAGCACUGGCGGCUCAGAUGGCGCGCUUCAAGCGCGUGUCGCUGCGGAAGCUGCGCGCUUGGCGCUCCUGAGUGUGGCAGGUCUUCCGCCGGCUCGGCACGAGUCUGGCGAACCAUCGUGCAUCUCUUUCCUCCGAGUUAGGUUCACUAUGGGAUUUCUUCAGGAUAGACAAGGACAGACGACGCUCCACACAGACCACUUAUGAGACAAUCGAAAG